This is a messenger RNA of Acyrthosiphon pisum (pea aphid), 498 nucleotides long. RefSeq lists its product as uncharacterized. The transcript has 2 exons. Lineage: Eukaryota; Metazoa; Arthropoda; Insecta; Hemiptera; Aphididae. The coding region runs from base 1 to 498 and encodes 165 amino acids. The record is from RefSeq and is a predicted model, not a curated record.
AUGAACGAAACUAAAUUACAAAAAAUAAAAAAUAAUAUUAUAAAUAAAAGUCCACUUAACAUUGAACAAAUGAAAAAAAAAAUAAAUAACAUACAUUAUAUUCUUAACCAAUUGACAAUACAAAAUUUUCAAAUCCCUGCUUCCGAUCUGCCAAAUUGUUAUAACAAUAAUAUUAUCUCCUACAAAAAACAAAUAAAUUCAUUAACUCAAUAUUUAAAAAACUGCAGCUUUCCACACAAUUUAAAAAAUUAUUCAAACCAAUUAUUAACACCCGCAACAACACCGGCAAAUCAAUCGACAAGGCAAACAAGAGAAAUAGAAGAUACGCCAGUGCGCAUAAAACAAAAUGUGAAAACCUUUUAUAAAAGAUCAAUAAGAACCGAUGUAUUGAGCAAUUUGAGAUUGUUUUCCACUUUAACACAAUCAUUAUCAUCAUCAAUGACCAAACAACAUGCUGUUACCAAUUCUUCAACCACUAUAAAAAAUAAAAUGUUAUAG